Molecule: messenger RNA, 341 nt
Organism: Effrenium voratum
Lineage: Eukaryota; Dinophyceae; Suessiales; Symbiodiniaceae
Source: the annotation of a GenBank genome assembly
AUGAAGCGGAGGCACCGAGUGCGUAUCAAGACAUGGAUAGCGCUGGUCUUUGUUUUGGUGAAGUUGAUGGGGGCCUUUGUGCCACCACCGCAGGUGGCAUCAGCGAGACUGCGGGGCCUCAUUGAGCGUCCUCAAUUUAUUGGGUCUAGCAUUGUGAAAGAGGAUUUGCGCCCACGCCUGACCCAUUGCAGAGCUUUGGAUGUGAGGGUCUGGCAAGUCAUUGUUUCUGCUUCGGGUCUUGUUGUAGCGACAACACAGGCAGUGCGGGCAUUCAAAGCCUCUUCCGAGGGCAAAAUCCGAGCAGCAGUGGCAAAGGCCAUGAAACCUUUUGAACCCAGCAG